Molecule: messenger RNA, 1863 nt
Organism: Anopheles nili
Lineage: Eukaryota; Metazoa; Arthropoda; Insecta; Diptera; Culicidae
Gene: Art4
Product: histone-arginine methyltransferase CARMER
Exons: 3
Coding region: 1-1863 (620 amino acids)
Biological process (GO): peptidyl-arginine methylation
Molecular function (GO): protein-arginine N-methyltransferase activity
Source: RefSeq, a predicted model, not a curated record
AUGAGCGAACAAAUGGCACGGUUGCAGGGCUGCACUGUACUCGUCAUCGACGACAGUGAGAAGCUGGCGAGCAAGUACGACCACAAGGUGACCGUCGUGUGCAGCUACGAUCCACAGGGUAUGACGCUGCAGCUGCUGAAAGAGGGCGCUGGACCGGCCAAGCAGCUGGAAGAGUAUCUGGUGAGCGGGUCCGGCACGACGCAUCUAAGCCGGGGCCCCACGUCCCACCUGCUGGUCGUCGGGGGUGAGGUGGUCCUGUUCCGGUUUGCCUCUCGUGCCGAUUGCCAGCAGUUCCGGGCGCUGCUGCACAAGCUGUCUGGCAAGGUGAACUCAGUAUUUAACCUCCGCACGGAGGACUCGUCGGCGUCGCAGUAUUUCCAGUUCUAUGGCUACCUCUCGCAGCAGCAGAACAUGAUGCAGGACUUUGUGCGGACAAGCACGUACCAACGGGCGAUCUACAACAAUGCGCAGGAUUUCCAGCACAAAGUCGUCCUGGAUGUUGGCGCUGGGUCCGGUAUAUUGUCCUUCUUCGCCGUCCAGGCCGGUGCCGCGAAGGUUUACGCGGUGGAGGCUAGCAAUAUGGCUCAAUACGCACAGCAGCUGGUAAGCUCGAACAACCUCACCGACCGGAUAGUCGUGAUCGCGGGCAAAAUCGAGGAGAUCGAGCUUCCGGAGCGCGUCGACGUAAUCAUCUCUGAGCCGAUGGGGUACAUGCUGUACAACGAGCGCAUGCUCGAGACGUACUUGCACGGCAAGAAGUGGCUCAAACCGGACGGGAAGAUGUACCCCUCGCGUGGCGACCUGCACGUCGCUCCGUUUACCGACGAGGCGCUCUACAUGGAGCAAUACAACAAAGCCAACUUCUGGAUGCAGACGGAGUUCCACGGUGUUAACUUGGUGGCCCUGCGAGACGCCGCGAUGAAGGAAUACUUCCGGCAGCCGAUCGUCGAUACGUUCGAUAUCCGCAUCUGCAUGGCCAAGUCGAUCCGGCACACGAGCAACUUUCUGUCGGCGGAUGAGAAGGACCUGCACCGGAUCCAGAUCGAUGUCGAGUUCCACAUGCUUGAAACGGGCACCUGCCACGGGUUGGCGUUCUGGUUCGAUGUUGAGUUCGCCGGUUCGUGUUCGCAGAUCUGGCUGUCUACGUCACCGACGGAACCGCUCACGCACUGGUACCAGGUGCGUUGUUUGCUGCAAACGCCCAUCUUCGUGAAGCAAGGACAGGUCCUCUCGGGGAAGGUGGUACUGGCGGCCAACCAGCGGCAGAGCUACGACGUCGAGAUCGAUCUGAAGCUCGAAGGUACCAUGAUCACGUCCACGAACACGCUCGAUCUGAAGAAUCCGUACUUCCGGUACACGGGCGCCCCGGUGCCCGCACCUCCCGGUUCCAACACGACCUCACCGAGCGAAACCUACUGGAGCCAGCUGGACGCGCAAGGUGCCCGUAACGCGGUCAAUCUUGUCAACGGUAUCACGGUGAACGGGCUCGGCGAGGUAGACAUGUCGUCGACGAUCAUCAACACUAACCUGAUGGCGAUCGGGGCGAACGGUGGCGGCAACCAACCCAACAUACACCCCGGACUUAUCUCGAGCACGGGCAGGCAACAGCAGGCAGCUAACGCUUUGGUCGGACAGCAACAACAGCAGUCACAGUCGCAGCAGCAGCAACAAUCGACGACCGCUCAGCAGCUUGCCAUGACACCGCCGAUCGGAUGCGCGGCUACGUCAACGCAAAACGUGGCCCAGCAUCAACUGAUCGGUGGGGCAAUUUCGCCGUCACUGUUCACCUCCCCGGCACAGCCCAUCCUCAACAGCCACCAUCAUCAUCCGGGCCAGCCCAUCCACGGCAAUCAAUUCUACUAG